AUGGACGAUGUGCGUCGUUUUGGAGGAUUGGAAAUCGUAAUGAAGUCUGAUGUGCAUUCCACAUGGGAGUAUACGACGUCGUUGCGUUGCGUGUUCCUUCCAUCACUCUGGAGAUUCACAGGCUCCCAAUUUUCAUUUGACCUAAUAAUCUAAAACCUCCCGCGGAAUUAUUCUGCUUAGCCGCUAUACUGUUUAGAAGACCAAUAUCAUCUCUCUCAGAUUUUCUGGAGUUUAAAGCCUUUAAUAAUGGAGGGGGUUGGAGGUGAUGGUCCCCCAAUAGCAGUAGCAGCUUUGAACCAGCGAAGGCAUGAAGUGUCGAAACUUUUACAGUACUAUUUAGAUAAAUCAACUCCCCAUACUCUUUAUCGAUGGAUUGGAACUUUAGCUGUAUUGUGUGUUUAUGCCCUGCGGGUUUACUACCUUCAAGGAUUCUACAUUGUUACCUAUGGUUUGGGGAUCUACAUUCUGAAUCUUCUCAUUGGAUUUUUGUCACCACUUGUUGACCCGGAGCUGGAGCCUACGGAUGAUGGCCCAGUGCUGCCCACAAAGGGCUCUGAUGAAUUCAAACCAUUCAUUCGACGCCUCCCUGAGUUCAAAUUCUGGUAUACCAUCACAAAGGCUUUCUGUAUAGCAGUAGUGAUGACCUUCGUUUCGAUGUUUGAUGUCCCGGUAUUCUGGCCUAUAUUGUUAUUCUACUGGCUCGUGCUCUUUGCCCUAACAAUGAGACGUCAAAUAUCACACAUGAUCAAAUACAAAUAUUUACCUUUCAACAUUGGGAAGCAGCAGACAUACAAAGGGAAAAAACCUGCUUCUAGUGUCAGCAGUCCCCGAGCAAACUGAACUUGACCUGGUUCAUAGAAUCGAGCCGAUUUAGAAGUGCAGCGGAAAUUUCAAGAGAAGGCAAAGGAGAUGACAAAGCAUAGCUAGAGCGUGAGGAUUGUAUUUACAUUGAGAUUUCGAGGAACACCUUACCCUACCCUACCCUGUUAGUGAAUUCUCCUUACAGUAGUAGAUUAGUUGCCUCUUGUUAUUUCGUUGUGGCAGCAAAACUAAGAAUAUCAUUGUUCGGAAAGGGAAGACUUCUUUUUCUGGGUGCAAGAAUUGAAUUAUAUUGUCUUUCUUAUAUUCAAGUUGAUUGAACUUGAUUUUUUGUUGUUA
Messenger RNA from Andrographis paniculata, 1158 nucleotides. Its product is annotated as protein RER1A-like. The transcript is spliced from 4 exons. The coding region runs from base 247 to 840 and encodes 197 amino acids. Gene Ontology annotation, biological process: protein retention in ER lumen; retrograde vesicle-mediated transport, Golgi to endoplasmic reticulum. Gene Ontology annotation, cellular component: Golgi membrane. The record is from RefSeq and is a predicted model, not a curated record. Lineage: Eukaryota; Viridiplantae; Streptophyta; Magnoliopsida; Lamiales; Acanthaceae.